CGCAUGGCCCGUGCGAUUGGCCUCGCCAAAGUCCAAGCCAGCACCCACAACGGCGACAAGAGCGUUCCGUGGGGCUACACGCUUGCGAAAUACCUCGUCUUUGACAACGUUCGCGCGGCGCUCGGCCUUGAUGAGUGCAAGACGUGCUUCUCGGGCACCGCGCCGUUCAACCCCGAAGUGUCCUCCUUCUUUGCGUCGCUCGACAUUCCGAUCUAUGAGGCCAUGGGCCUCAGCGAGACGGCGGGCAUUUCGUUCGCCAACUACCCCGCGACGUGGAAGCAAAGCAGUCUUGGUCCGGCCAUCUGCUCAUUCGCGGCCGCCACGUCAUGA
This is a messenger RNA of Saprolegnia diclina VS20, 330 nucleotides long. RefSeq lists its product as hypothetical. Bases 4 to 330 code for a protein of 108 amino acids. The record is from RefSeq and is a predicted model, not a curated record. Lineage: Eukaryota; Oomycota; Saprolegniomycetes; Saprolegniales; Saprolegniaceae. Gene Ontology annotation, molecular function: long-chain fatty acid-CoA ligase activity. Gene Ontology annotation, cellular component: membrane; endoplasmic reticulum. The transcript is spliced from 2 exons.